This is a messenger RNA of Nothoprocta perdicaria, 1098 nucleotides long. RefSeq names its product osteoclast-associated immunoglobulin-like receptor. The transcript has 4 exons. The coding region runs from base 1 to 1098 and encodes 365 amino acids. NCBI's taxonomy places the organism in Eukaryota, Metazoa, Chordata, Aves, Tinamiformes, Tinamidae. The record is from RefSeq and is a predicted model, not a curated record.
AUGGGAUGGGGACCCUUCUCCAAAGCCGUCUCCACGGGGGUCCUGGCCACCCUCUGCAACCCACAGGACCUGGCUACGGGCACCUGCCACCACGUCCUUUGGGUCACCAGAGGGAAGACCAGGACAUGCAGUGGAGGAGAAAGGAAGGAGGUGUCAGGCUCUCCAAGGAGCGGCUUUCCUCAGCUCCUUCUUCUCUCCCUCACCCCAGAGCCGAGACCAUCGCUGUCCCUGAGCCCCAGCCACGAGGUGGCCCUGAGGGACAGGGUGACCCUGCAGUGCCACGUAGCCGGACACAACGGCAGGGCCACCCUGCACAAAGAAGGGGUCCCCCACCCGCUGCGGUACCGGGACGUGGUGCAGGGCGCAGCCGAGUUCCCCAUCCCAGCAGCCAGGCGGGAGGACGCUGGGAGAUACUGGUGCCGCCACGAGACGAAGGGUGGAAGGUCAGAGGAGAGCGAGCGUGUGGAGCUGGUGCUCAGAGAUCCCACGUACCCCCGGCCCCACAUCUCCCUGAGCCCCGGGGCGGUCGUGACGCGGGGCACCGGCUUGAGCAUCCGGUGCCGGGGCCCGCACGGGGCCACCUUCGUCCUGCACCGGGAGGGCAGCGCGGCCCCCGUGCGGCUCCAGACCCCCGGGGGCCACCAGGCCUCCUUCUCCACGGCCCACGCGAGCCGGGAGGACAGCGGCACCUACAGCUGCUCCUACCGCCCCCGAGGCGAGGCGGUCGCGUGGUCGUCUCGCAGCGUCUCCAUGGAGGUGCAGGUGGAGGAGGAGGACGAGGAGGAGGAGGAGGAGGAGUCGGGUUCAGCCUUCCUCCCAGCAUCCCAUGAUGCCACACAAGCGUGGCCAGUGCUGAUGGAGGCACCACCCAGACCGACCGUCGUGGGGACCUCCAGCCCCAGCACCACCAAGGGUGAAAAUCUGGGUGUGGAGGGAGAAACACCAGACCCUGUGGAGGACACUAUGGGUGGGGAGGUCAUGGAUUUCACAACGGGCAACGCCGUGCGCCUGGCGCUGGGCUCGGCUCUCCUGAUCCUGCUGAUGCUCCUCACGGGCAAGGCCCUGCACAACCACAGGCGGAGGGGACAAGGGCUCUAG